This is a messenger RNA of Xyrichtys novacula (pearly razorfish), 186 nucleotides long. The record is from the annotation of a GenBank genome assembly. Lineage: Eukaryota; Metazoa; Chordata; Actinopteri; Labriformes; Labridae.
AUGGAGAAGCCUCAGCUGAAGCUCUGUCCUCAUUUCGAGAGCUCCUCGUGGCAGCUGAGAAAGACGAGUUCAAAGAGAGAGGAAGAACGACAGUUACAUAAUGAGUCCUAUAAGAAGAAAGCAAAGACGGAUGAGGGGAUGUCUGGAGAGGAGCGUUUCAUUAAGUAUCGCAGUCAUGAGGGGUGA